Bipolaris oryzae ATCC 44560 is the source of this 366-nucleotide messenger RNA. RefSeq lists its product as uncharacterized. The transcript has a single exon. Lineage: Eukaryota; Fungi; Ascomycota; Dothideomycetes; Pleosporales; Pleosporaceae. The coding region runs from base 1 to 366 and encodes 121 amino acids. The record is from RefSeq and is a predicted model, not a curated record.
AUGCAGGGAUGCGGGGAACGGCUGAUUCAAUAUACAUGGUCCUUUGCGGGGGUAUCAUCUCACGAAGGCCGGCCCUGUGAAGCUCCUCUGCACAGAAAACCCGAAGAGAUACCCUAUCGUGCUGUUGUUCGAGAUACAUGGCGCAUCUACGGCGCUCCUGAUCGUACAUAUUCAAGACCGCAGCAAAGUCCCUGUGUGUCUUUGGCACUGACGUAUCUUGUCUUACCAUAUACCUCACACACAUGUGACGUUGUCAGAGAUAUCGAUAUCGUAUUGUGCCCAAAGUGUUCUUGUGCAUCGAAGCCGUACCUAUCACCGGCUCCGCAUCCUGGUUUGGCUCCUCCGCAUCAACAUAAUGGAUCUUAA